Molecule: messenger RNA, 1423 nt
Organism: Cylas formicarius (sweet potato weevil)
Lineage: Eukaryota; Metazoa; Arthropoda; Insecta; Coleoptera; Brentidae
Product: probable methyltransferase-like protein 25
Exons: 1
Coding region: 1-1368 (455 amino acids)
Source: RefSeq, a predicted model, not a curated record
AUGACCCAGAUAAAAGCUGUAAUUAAACAAAUUGAAAGUGUAAUACAUCAUUUAGAUACAUAUCUGCCUUUAGCUAAUGCCCAUAUGGUUGAGUACUUUACAAAGGACACAUUUAACAUUUUUAUGCCCGCUGAUGUGGCAAGUGAAAUACAGGAGUUUGGCUGUUUAGAAAUAAUCGAGUCAAUUUUUGCACAAGAACUAAAAAACAAACCAAAUAUUAAAGAUUUUAUCGACACAAAUGAAAGGAUGAGUUUGAAAAAUAUCCCCAUUUGUCUCAGUUUGAAGCAAUUCCAGAAAAGUCUAAUGGAAAUGGGAAGUUCUGAACUGUCUAGUUUAAAGUUGGACAUCUUUAUGAACUCAAAAAAAUCCCACGAAGUUGAGAUUUUGAGUUGCAUCAUUGCCGCAUUAAAAGAAGUGUCUCGCAUAUCCCACGUUAUAGAUAUUGGUGAUGGAAAAGGUUAUUUAAGUUCAAUGCUCGCUUUAAAUUACCAAAUACCAGUUCUUGGCAUUGACGCAUCUAAAGUAAAUACGGAGGGAUCAGUUCAGAGGGCUAGGAAGUUAGCCAAAGUUUGGAACAGGGUAGUUAAUAAUGAAAAGAGAAGGGAAACUUACAUUGAUCAUUAUAAGCAGAUCACCCAAUUCGUAGACGAGAAUACCGACUUUAACAGAUUGGUCGUCAAUGUGUUUUUGGAAUCACCCAAUGGUAUGGGCAUAGUGGGACUGCACACAUGCGGCAAUUUAGGCCCCGCGUGUCUUGAAAUAUUUCACAAAACUCAAGAUGUCCAGUUACUCUGCAACGUGGGGUGCUGUUACCACUUUUUAACAGAGCUCACUGAUGGCGAUGCAAACAAUGUAAAAUUUCCUAUGAGCGGAUUUUUAAAAACUAAACAGUACAAACUUGGCAGGGCCGCUCGAAUGAUCGGGUGUCAGUCCAUCGAGAGGAUUUUGCAUAAAAGGGAACUACCGAGCAAAACAAUAUUUCAGAGAGCUUUGUUUGAAAUAGUGCUGGAAAAAAGCUCUACAUUUGUGCCCUACGAAAAUAGGCAGGUUGGACGUUUUCGUAAAGAGUGUGUCACAUUUCUAGAGUAUGCUAAAGCAGCUUCCAAAAGAAUAAACUUCGAUUUAACAAUGUCCGAUGAAGAAAUCGACCUUCUGUUUAGAGAAUAUGAAAGUAGGGUUAAUGAAUUGAACCUGUUCUACUUAAUGAAGUCCAUGUUAGGCCCGGCUAUUGAGAGUCUUAUCUUACUUGAUAGAUUGUUAUUUUUGCAAGAAAACGGUUAUACUAGUUCUUACAUUGUCCAACUUUUCGAUCCAGUUGUGUCUCCUAGAUGUUACGGAAUCAUAGCUCUAAAACCUAAUGCCUUAUAAUUUUUUUGUGUUUUUCAUUUUUAAAUAGAAAAUAAAAGUGUACUACAAGUGUUAA